UUCUGCAGCAGUACAUGCAACUUUUGCUUGGAGGAAAAUAAACAAUACAAAACAUGUCUAAAAUAGAGUUGUUGAGAGAGUUUCUCAAGCAGAAAUUAACAGCGGCUGCUGAGGAGAUAUUUGGGGUAGUUGAAAAAACGAUAGCAGAGUACCAGGUAGACGUUUUCCGUACGAAAGAGGAGAACGAACGUCUUCGUGGGCUGUUGAUGUUGCAUAGAGGAGAGUCAGACUGCCAGCAGCAGGCUGAAGCUACUAUCACUUUGGUGCAGGUUGCCCCUGAGCAGCAGUCAUGUACUCAAGACUGGAGCCUCCGUCUAGGACAGGAGGACCCAGAGCCCACAGUGUCACAGUGUAAAGGGGAAGAGGAUACCCACUGGAUCAAGGUUGAAGAGCACAUUCAAAGGCUGGAGUCUGAUUCCAAAGAAGAUCCAGACCAAGUAUCCACUCCUGAAGAUUUCACAUUCCAAAUGGAGGCAGAAGGGUCUGCAGAUCAAGCCAUCAAACUGAAAGUCAUCAUCAACGACAAUAGAAUAGAGAAAGUGGUUCUGCCCUCUCAACCUGAUUCACUGAAUGAGCUGAUAUCAACGCUGAAGGAGAAACUACAUCUGAAGUUUGAUUUCUGUCUUCUUUAUGAAGACCCUGAUUUCAACAAUGAGCUCUUCAACUUAGAGACCAUUGAAGACUUGCCUUCUCCUAGGGCUACGGUGAAAGUUUUGCCAAUACGACGUGAUACAGACCUCGGUUUAGCUGGACUCUCAGCCACCGAGUUACAGGACGCCCCACCAGAGCGGCUAGGCAGGUGGCCUGAGGUAUUUGUCAUACCCACUUUCUCGAUGGAGGUUGAGUUUGCUCUGAGAGAGGGCAAUUGCGCAUAUCUGAGACAUGAAACGGUGCUGAAAAUAACAAAGGGUCAAAAACACAACAUUCUUGAUAGGAUGGCAUGGACCAUCUUCAAUUCCAAAGCUUACCCAAGUGACAGGCAGUUUGCCAAGGCAGCUGAGGCCCUUGUAACCAAGCACCCAUGUUUGAAAGAGCCCGGCUCAAGAACAGGCUGUGAUGGCUGGAAGAAUAGCCUGAAAUUCAAAAUGGGAAACUACAGGCAAAAGUUACGCCGUGUUGGGUUCCCAGAGGUUGCUGUGAACGGGGUUAGGAGUAGCAAGCAUCAUCCUGACAACGAGCACGCUCGGAGCAACAUUAAACGAGCACGCCGGGCAGAGGUGAACUUCCUGCCCAACUUCCCUCAAGGAGAAGACGAGGCCAGCCUGGAGAAACAGAGACUGGAGAUGGUCCACGAAAUUACGAAAGAAAACAGAGACCUGCCACUGUGGGACCCAGAGCCCACAGUAUCACAUUGUAAAGAGGAAGAGGAUACCCACUGGAUCAGUGAGGUUGAAGAGCACAUUCAAAGGCUGGAGUCUGAUCCCAAAGAUCCAGACCAAGUAUCCACUUCUGAAGAGUCAGACUGCCAGCAGCAGGCUGAAGCUACUAUCACUUUGGUGCAGGUUGCCCCUGAGCAGCAGUCAUGUACUCAAGACUGGAGCCUCCGUCUAGGACAGGAGGACCCAGAGCCCACAGUGUCACAGUGUAAAGGGGAAGAGGAUACCCACUGGAUCAAGGUUGAAGAGCACAUUCAAAGGCUGGAGUCUGAUUCCAAAGAAGAUCCAGACCAAGUAUCCACUCCUGAAGAUUUCACAUUCCAAAUGGAGGCAGAAGGGUCUGCAGAUCAAGCCAUCAAACUGAAAGUCAUCAUCAACGACAAUAGAAUAGAGAAAGUGGUUCUGCCCUCUCAACCUGAUUCACUGAAUGAGCUGAUAUCAACGCUGAAGGAGAAACUACAUCUGAAGUUUGAUUUCUGUCUUCUUUAUGAAGACCCUGAUUUCAACAAUGAGCUCUUCAACUUAGAGACCAUUGAAGACUUGCCUUCUCCUAGGGCUACGGUGAAAGUUUUGCCAAUACGACGUGAUACAGACCUCGGUUUAGCUGGACUCUCAGCCACCGAGUUACAGGACGCCCCACCAGAGCGGCUAGAUUUCACAUUCCAAAUGGAGACUGCAGAUCAAGCCAUCAAACUGAAAGUCAUCAUCAGUGACAACAGAAUAGAGAGAGUGGUUCUGCCCUCUCAACCUGACUCACUGAAUGAGCUGAUAUCAACACUCAAGGAGAAACUACAUCUGAAGUUUGAUUUCUGUCUUCUUUAUGAAGACCCUGAUUUCAACAAUGAGCUCUUCAACUUAGAGACCAUUGAAGACUUGCCUUCUCCUAGGGCUACGGUGACAGUUUUGCCAAUACGACGUGAUACAGACCUCGGUUUAGCUGGACUCUCAGCCACCGAGUUACAGGACGCCCCACCAGAGCGGCUAGGUAGGUGGCCUGAGGUAUUUGUCAUACCCACUUUCUCGAUGGAGGUUGAGUUUGCUCUGAGAGAGGGCAAUUGCGCAUAUCUGAGACAUGAAACGGUGCUGAAAAUAACAAGGGAUCAAAAACACAACAUUCUUGAUAGGAUGGCAUGGACCAUCUUCAAUUUCAAAGCUUACCCAAGUGACAGGCAGUUUGCCAAGGCAGCUGAGGCCCUUGUAACCAAGCACCCAUGUUUGAAAGAGCCCGGCUCAAGAACAGGCUGUGAUGGCUGGAAGAAUAGCCUGAAAUUCAAAAUGGGAAACUACAGGCAGAAGUUACGCCGUGUUGGGUUCCCAGAGGUUACUGUGAAUGGGGGGAGGAGGAGCAAGCAUCGUCCUGACAAUGAGCACGCUCGGAGCAACAUUAAACGAGCUCGCCGGGCAGAGGUGAACUUCCUGCCCAACUUCCCUCAAGGAGAAGACGAGGCCAGCCUGGAGAAACAGAGACUGGAGAUGGUCCACGAAAUUACGAAAGAAAACAGAGACCUGCCACUCAUCAAUCAACACAUGCAGAAGACAUUUGCUCUCCGACGCCAAGAAAUCGUGAAAUCCAGUCCCCCAGUAGAGCAUCUCAGAACACGCUGGCCAGCACUCUUCCUCGAAGCCCAGGUACAUGCUGAGUUUCAGAGAAUCACCAACCAGAGCCUGCAGCAGACGUUCUACGCUGCCUUGGACCACCACACGCCCCGCCUGCUGACCCUGUUCAGGGAGAAGGAGGGGAAGUCCACCACCUAUGGAGGGAAGUUCUCAAGCAUCUUGAGAGUGUACAACGAACAGUUCACUUCACAGGGAGAAAAGAACAUCACUGGGGCCCGUUCUGCAGUCCUGGCUGGUCUCCCUUUGUUGUUACGAGAGGAUAGUUCUGAUGUCUUCAAAGUCUGCAAGGUUGGAGAACUCAGCAACCCUGGUAUUCUGGAUGGGGUUUCCAUUCUCUCAGUGGUGGCCCAGCACAAUGAGGUGGUGGUGGGUGGUGUACCCAUCAGACCAGCCCAUGUAUCCAUUGUCCUUGAGGAUAAGAUCGUCAUGACUAACUCCCGCUCCUGGCCAGAUGCUCUCGUGGUUGUGUUUGGCCUACUCUACUCCCUCCAUCUGAACUACCCCAAGGCCCUGGGCAGCACCUUUGAGUUCAUGCAGAAAGUCUUCCUGAACCUCGACGAUGGAAAGCUGAAGCCCAAGCUGUUAGCGCUGAAAAAUGAACUGUUGGCCUAAUUCUGUAGUGAUGAGCUGGAAUUUUACUUUCAGUGACCUCCUAUACAGUGGGGAGAACAAGUAUUUGAUACACUGCCGAUUUUGCAGGUU
Coregonus clupeaformis (lake whitefish) is the source of this 3695-nucleotide messenger RNA. RefSeq lists its product as uncharacterized. The coding region runs from base 54 to 3605 and encodes 1183 amino acids. The transcript is spliced from 9 exons. The record is from RefSeq and is a predicted model, not a curated record. NCBI's taxonomy places the organism in Eukaryota, Metazoa, Chordata, Actinopteri, Salmoniformes, Salmonidae.